Helobdella robusta is the source of this 994-nucleotide messenger RNA. RefSeq lists its product as hypothetical. Gene Ontology annotation, molecular function: DNA-binding transcription factor activity, RNA polymerase II-specific; RNA polymerase II cis-regulatory region sequence-specific DNA binding. The transcript is spliced from 2 exons. Gene Ontology annotation, biological process: regulation of transcription by RNA polymerase II. NCBI's taxonomy places the organism in Eukaryota, Metazoa, Annelida, Clitellata, Rhynchobdellida, Glossiphoniidae. Bases 79 to 852 code for a protein of 257 amino acids. The record is from RefSeq and is a predicted model, not a curated record.
AUUGAAUAUUAAAAAAUUUGUAUAUUCAAUACAAUAGAAUUCAAAUUUUUUAUUGAAAGAAAUAUUAUUAUUGCAAAAAUGCAAAAUAUUAGCAUGAAUGGCGGCAAAGAUGGACAUGACAAAUGUUCUUUCAAAACGUUUUCAUCAGAAGAUACUGAGGAUGGAAAUAAAAAUGGAUUAUAUAGAGACCUUCAUCAUUAUUCACCCGAGCUAGCGAGCAAACCUGCUUCGCUUGUUCAUCCUAAGCCCGUAAUUUUUACACAAUUCAACUACGGAGAAACAUCAAGGCCUCCACCUAAUUUUACUCACCAAGUUCACAUAAGUUCAAAAGAUAUCAGGCACUCUUACGAUACAAAUUUGUCACUGAACGCAUUAUCUCGCUCAACUAUGGCCCAGUUCAACGAAGUCACUUCCUGGCAACCAAACUCGGCUUUCGAACAGUUAAUGAAACAAAACAUCAACAAAUAUGCUACCACGUCUAACUGCACUUCACUUCAUUCUUCGGCGUGUAUGAAAAUUGGAUUGCCCAAUAAUAAAGGAAAGGUAAAUUCUACAACAGCAAAAAUUUCUUGCGAUUGUCCAAAUUGCAAGGUUGUCAAAAAUGAAGGAAUGAGUGAGGGAAAGGAUGCAUGCACUCACAACUGCCACAUUCCAGGCUGCGGCAAGGUUUACAGCAAGAUAUCUCAUCUGAAAGCCCAUCUGCACUGGCAUUCCGAUGACAGGCUCUUCGUCUGCAACCAGCAAUUGUGCGGCAAAACGUACACGAGAUCAGUUGAACUUCAAAAACAUCUUAAAGACCAUUCCAAUUUACAUAAUGACAAAAAAAGCAUAAAACUCAAAAGCACUGAAUAACAUGAACAUCUAAAUUAUUGAUACUAACUUUCUUUGAGAAUAUAAAUUUGUUUGAUCCUUUUUUAAAUGCAACAAAUCUGUAACAUCUUUAAUUUGUGAUUUUAUUAUAAAUGAGUUUCUAAAACAUUUUAUCGUUAUUUGC